Messenger RNA from Xyrauchen texanus (razorback sucker), 4426 nucleotides. Its product is annotated as vacuolar protein sorting-associated protein 54-like. The transcript is spliced from 23 exons. NCBI's taxonomy places the organism in Eukaryota, Metazoa, Chordata, Actinopteri, Cypriniformes, Catostomidae. Gene Ontology annotation, cellular component: GARP complex. Gene Ontology annotation, molecular function: syntaxin binding. Gene Ontology annotation, biological process: retrograde transport, endosome to Golgi; Golgi to vacuole transport. The coding region runs from base 146 to 3136 and encodes 996 amino acids. The record is from RefSeq and is a predicted model, not a curated record.
AAACCGGAAGUGUGUGUGUGUCGAGCGCGCGGUGUGUUGUGGGCCGGUUGGCCGGUGAGAUCUCGAGCUGUUGUGUCGUGAUGAAGAUGAUGUUGAUCACCAGCAGCUGCUUUCAUUCAUAUAUCAGUGUGAGGGAUGUGCAGUGAUGUCCUCCAGACAGGGCUCAUCUCCAGUCCCUCAGUCCAGCGGAGGAGACACCAGCGAUAAGCUCUUCCGCAAGCCCAGGGACCUGCCUGCAUCCUCCAGACACUACCGAACACCUCACUCCCUACCGGACGUCUGUCCCAAGGAGCCCACUGGUGAUGGACGUGCCCUCUGUGAUGGCCCCUCCGUGGUGGCCGACCAGCAUCGCUGGACUGUGUAUAACUCUAAAGUGAAUCUCCCCGCGGCCCUGAACGACCCCAGACUGGCCAAGAGAGAGUCGGACUUCUUCACUAAGACCUGGGGCGUGGACUUUGCUGACACUGAGGUCAUGCCUUCAUUCUACCUGCCCAACAUUAGCCGAGAAGACUUCAGCUCAUACCUGCAGGACACAGCUCAGAGGGAGAAGAUUCAUGAGCGCUGUAAGAAUAUCUGUCCGAACAAAGAUGAUCAGUUGGUCCCUACCAUCACAAAUAAUCAUGAUAAAGCCAGAGCCGAACUGGAUCAGGUGCCCAAGAUCUUCAUGAGGCCUGAGUUUCAGCUGAAUGACCCAGCCACAUUUAAUGCCGUGUUGCCGUGGUCUCACUUCAGCGUCGCCGGGGGGAUGAACAACCGAGAUGUUGCAUCAUCACGGUUACUGCAGGAAAAGUUGAGUCACUACCUGGACGUGGUGGAGGUGAAUAUUGCACGGCAGAUCUCUCUUCGCUCUGAGGCGUUUUUCCAUGCCAUGUCAUCUCAGCACGAGCUCCAGGACCAGAUGAGAGAGACGGCUGAUGCCGUUGCGAAGCUUCGGGCUUGCACGGCCGCCAUCGACCGGGUAAUGUGUCGAGGGCCGAUACGUGCCCUGCGGGACGCUCUGACCCGUGACAACUGUAUUAAAUUACACAAUAAACUCAAGCUGAUGGCUGCAGUGCACCAAACGCAGCCCACAGUGCAGUUACUGCUGUCCACCUCAGAGUUUGUGGGGGCACUAGAGCUCAUCGCCACCACCAAAGAAGUACUGCAGCAGGAACUGCAGGGAAUUCAUAGCUUCAGACAUUUGGGUUCUCAGCUCUGUGAGAUGGAGAGAUUAAUCGAUAAAAUGAUGGAGGCUGAUUUCUCCACAUAUGCUCAGAGUGAUCUCAAUCGACCCUUUGAGGAGGACAUUCAGGUCCUGGAGAAGGAUCGUUUGCAGUCUCUGGUCUUCGGUUUGUUGAGACAGAGGAAACUGGAUUUCCUGGAUAUCUACAGUGAUGAGAUGAUCCGCGCAGCCAAGAACAUCGUACGGCAGUGUGUUUUGAAUUCCGUGUCCCAGAACAGUGAUAUUGAUCCCAACACUAUCAAAUUGCACGAGCAGAUGCGCUCAAUGACGCUUCAGCUGUGGUUUGAUCUUCUGAAGGAUAUCUUUGAACAUUUCAUCCUGUUCCUCAAGAGAAUCAAGGCCACACUCAGCAUCAUCCGAAACGUCGUGUUGGAAGUGCUCGACAGCAGCCAGAGAAGUCGAUUGGCUGAUGUUGCCUCGGCUGUGAAUCAUUCUGACGGCAGGGCCAAUGAGGAUGACGAGGAGGAGGAGUCAGGAGGCUCCGCCCUUCAUUCAGGAGAGACAGCGCUUGCAUAUCUCACUCACGAGGGGCUUUUCAUCAGUGAUGCAUUAAAUGAAGUGGAACAAUGUAACAGCACGGCUGCACACGCGCAUUUGAAAGCGCAAACGCGUUUAGAGGCCUGCGGGAGCGACUCGGCUUCCGCGACUACUGAAUCUUCCUCCAGCAGGGAACAUAACACCAACACUACCUCUUCACUGCCCAUAUGGGGCGCUGCUGCAAUUAGUGAGGAUGUGAUGCCAUCUGAUCUUGAGUUGGGUCGAGUGGCCAAUAACAUCCAAGAGCUGCUGUACACGGCGUCAGACGUCAGUCACGACCGCUGCGUCAAAGUGCUCAUGACCCGAGCCAAGGAUGGCUCUCUGGAGCGCUUGAGUUCGUCAGAGUUUGUGUGUUUGAGUCAGACAGUCGAGACUUUCGCCAGAGACACUGAAGAGCUGUGUGGCAGACGCAGUGUGAGCCUGAGGGGGGCGCUGCAGAGUCAGGCAAACCGCUUUGUACAGCGAUUCCAUGAAGAACGCAAGAAUAAACUCAGUCUGCUGUUAGAUAACGAGAGGUGGAAACAGGCGGAGGUUCCUGCUGAGUUUCAGGAUCUGGUUGACUCCAUGGCUGAUGGACGCAUCAAUUUGCCUGAACGCAAAUCCACAGGCUCUGAGGACAGGAAGCCCAGUGACUUCCUGUGUGUUGAUGGGCAGAAGUACGCUGUUGUCGGGACGGUGCUGCUGUUGAUCCGGAUGUUUCUGGAAUACUGUCAGUGUGUGAAUAACAUUCCCUCCAUCGCCACAGACAUUCUCACACGCCUCGCUGACCUGCUCAAGCACUUCAACUCUCGGAGCUGUCAGCUGGUGUUGGGGGCUGGAGCUCUGCAGUUGGUGGGACUGAAAACCAUCACUACCAGAAACCUGGCUCUGGUGUCUCGCUGUCUGCAGCUGGUCAUUCACUACAUCCCAGUGAUCCGAGCACACUUUGAGACCAGACUGCAGCCCAAACAGUACAGUAUACUGCGACACUUUGACCACAUGACAAAGGACUAUAAUGAUCACAUCUCAGAGAUCUCUGCUAAACUGGUGGCCAUCAUGGACAGUAUGUUUGAGAAAGUGCUUUCUAAGUAUGAGGUGAAGGCUCCAAUGCCGUCAGCGUGUUUGCGUAACGUGUGUAAACAGAUGGCCAAGAUGCAUGAAGCCAUUAAUGAACUCUUACCAGAGAAGCAGACACAGAUGCUGUUCUUACAGAUAAACGCCAGCUUUAAGCUGCAUGUGAAGAGACAGUUGGCGCGAUUGGGAGUUAUAAAUGAUGGCGGACCCCAAUAUGGGUUGGUGAUGGUGGACGUGGCGUUUUACUCUGAGAACGUUCAGGCUUUGCGCUCUCUGGAGCGAUUGGACUUAAACAUGCCUGAGAUCUGGGAGCAGAAGAGGUGAUAACGGGCCGCUCCUCCUGGCCAAUCAGGCUUCUUGGCCACGCCUACCAUCACGGUGACCCCGUCUCGGAGGAGGAAGUGAGGUCAGUGGGGAACAGGAAGGAGCAAGUGGACAGACUCAAGGUGUUGUUUUUAUACCUCUGUGAAACUGGAUUCCUCCAGCGGCACCCGACGCUCCGCCCGCCGCCUCCACCAAUCAGAACGCAAUCGUCUGGGCUCGUUAAACGCGGAGGUCGCUGGUGAUGUAGAAACGUCUCUCCUAUCAGUUCGUACCCAGAAGGUAUCAGAGACCAAAUCAGGACAUGCUUGUGUGAUUGACCAAUCCGGUCGCAGCUGGGAAUUGUGGGAAAUCGGUUUUGUUGUCUAAAGGGGAGAUGCAUCCUCAGUGCCUCCUUCAGUACCGCCACUACAGUGCAAUUAUCCAUUCACGUGCAGUUCUGUCUGAUUGUUGGUACCCAAUUAUUUAAUCACUGUCGAAUGAAAUAAUGAAUGGUUAUUUAUUUCAAUGUAUAUGUCGUUGAUUGAUUUUCGGGUGAACUGGAGAACUUGUACCUAAAAAGCAGUUUUGAAACACUGACUUAUUAUGAUUUUUGGUUUUCAUGUUUGUUUAUUCUUGUUCAUGUUGGGCAAAUCAAUGACGUAUCAAAGCUAUGGAGAGGUCAAAGGUCAAGGAUGGUAGACCAAGGUUAUUACGCAAAUCUUUCUCAUCUUUAAGCAUCUUUUUAGGAUUAUUUAUAUAUAUAUAUAUAUAUAUAUAUAUAUAUAUGAACCGACCCAUGAUAUUGGCUACGCUAACUCCCAGUACCAAAAUAUAUUAUAAUAAUAGUGGAUGAUGGAAGUCCUCUUAAAACACAGUAAUUUGACAUCAAUGCAUGUAAAAUAAACAUCUAAAAGAGUCCUCAUAGCCCCUGUGUUAAACCUGGUUUCCCGUCUUGUGCGAUGGUUUUAGGUCUCUUUAUUGGAACCUUCUUGAACAAUCAUGAUUAUAAGUUCAAUCCCUUUCCACUGUAGUGCAUUAAAGUUAUUUCUCUGACCUCCAACCCCUUGAAGAGGUGUUUGUGUGUUGCUGUGGGCAUCUGUCAUUCAGUAAGAUCUUAUUUAAAACCUGUGCUGUCCCAAUAAAAAGUGCCUACCAUUUAUUUGAUAUCAAAGACGACUACUGAUCAGAAAUAUACUGAUGGGGAAAUAUCGUGGCAUGCUUGACCAUUCAAAGUGUGGUAUUUUUAUUAUUAAUAAAGCCACAGUGAAUAUAUAAACACCUGUUGUUCAUUUUAUGUAAUGCAUUUGAAUU